CAAAAAAUACAAAAACCAAAACAGAGUUUGAUUAUAAAAUAUUCUCAGAUCUGUUCUGUUCGAUUCAAACUAUGGCUUCUACUCUGGUUUUGUGUUGUCCGUGUUCUUGUUCAGUAAGAACAAGAACACGAGCUGCAAUCUCUGUCCCUCGGUUACCACAGAGAAUCAUGACCUCCAAGCCUCGGAAUCUGACAAAGGAAUUCACACUUAUGGGGUCCGAAGGGAUUACAAAAUCCAUUCCAUUGGUUGAAACCCGACCAGACAACAAUGGCGAUGGCGGGAAACCGGGGAGAGCCUCUGAUUCUGUCCAAAGGUCGCGCCUUUACGCGGUGCUGGAGGAAGUUAUAGACAGGAUAGAGAUGCACAGAAACAUCGGAGAGCAACGCAACAACUGGAACUCCCUCAUGCUCGGUUCCAUCAACACCAUCACUCUGACAGGCGCUUUAAUGGCGGGAAUGGCGUCCGGCGGAGGAGGAGAUUCUGUCAUGGCCAUGAAAAUGGCUUCGACGGUUUUGUUGGCCUCGGCUACGAGUAUGGUCGCCAUGAUGAACAAGAUUCAGCCAUCUCAGCUGGUGGAAGAACAGCGUAACGCCACGAGGCUUUUCACUCAGCUCAGAUUCAGAAUCGAGAGCGUUCUGAUGAGAGAAGAGACAGAAGUUGGAGAAGAUGAAGUGAAGGAAGCGAUGGAGAGAGUGCUGUGUAUAGACAGAGCUUACCCUCUUCCCCUCCUCGGAGCAAUGCUCGAGAAAUUCCCGAAAGAGUUCAAACCCUCCAUCUGGUGGCCUCAAAACAAUCGAAAAAAGGCCCAAACCCGCUCUGUAAAUCGAUCAAAGAUAGAAAAUGGAUGGAGUAAAGAGCUGGAGAUGGAGAUGGAAGAGGUGAUGGAGGUGGUGAAGAGGAGAGAUUCGGAGGAAUACAAGAACCUUGGUGACAAAGCGUUGAGGCUAAACCGGGUCUUGGCCAUGUCCGGACCGGUUUUGACCGGAGUUUCCGCCAUAGCCUCAGCUUUUAUCGGUCACGGUUCGUGUUGGGCAGGAGUUGCAGCCACGACGUUAGCUGCGUUAGGAUCGGCGGUGAACGCGUUAGAGCAUGGUGGCCAAGUGGGGAUGGUGUUUGAGAUGUACAGAAACAGUGCCGGAUUCUUUUCUGAGCUGGAAGAUUCGAUCAGAUCCACCAUCGGAGAAUCUGAAACGGGGAAGAGAGAGAACGGCGAAGUGUUCGAGACGAAGAUCGCGUUGAAGCUCGGGAGGAGCUUGUCUGAGCUGAGAGAUCUCGCGAGAAAAUCGGGUUCCUCUCGUGUUGAAGGAUCCGCCAUUGAUGAGUUCGCGAGCAAGCUUUUCUAGUUACGAUACAGUUGCCACGGUAGGACAUUGAUUCAUUCAUUCUUUGAUUUGUUUGUACCAUCAAAUUUAUAACAUUGGUUGUAUUAUAUGAAUAAUCAAAUUUCUAAUUCGAUCAGAU
Messenger RNA from Tarenaya hassleriana, 1461 nucleotides. RefSeq names its product probable F-box protein At4g22030. Lineage: Eukaryota; Viridiplantae; Streptophyta; Magnoliopsida; Brassicales; Cleomaceae. Bases 72 to 1343 code for a protein of 423 amino acids. The record is from RefSeq and is a predicted model, not a curated record. The transcript has a single exon.